UUUGGCGAGCUUGAAGCGGGCAUCGCUGGGAUAGGCCAUAACAACCACCCAACAAGGCGUUGUGCUACUAUGGGGAAAUACCGAACCGAACCGAGGAUAAAAACGGCUUUGGACUAGUUUUCAGUCGAGGUAAACGCCGCGAAUUCGCCGGAAAGUCGGCAGACAAGUUGGAUCCGAGUGCCUGCUUUAAACUACGAGGCGACACCGAGGAGAAAUAAUGCCCACGAAGCUGUUCACUUUCUGGCACGGUAGCCAGGGCUUGGGGCUCUGAGGAUGCUUCAGAGGAUCCGCGCCUGAUCCACGGCUGAAGAGUGAGAGGAAUACGUCGUCUGAGCAGAAUGACUCAGCAAGAGGGGGGACCCCCAGAUAGCAAGUGAAGAGACGUGAGGAUGGGUGCCAAUGGAUCCAGCUAUCCGCACUCAUGCUCCCCGCGCAUAGGGGGAAAUUCACAGGCACAGCAGACUUUUAUCGGGACCUCGUCCUACUCUCAACAGGGAUAUGGCUGGGAGUCAAAGCUGUACAGCCUGGAACACGGCCACGAGCGGCCCACAGACAGGAAGAAGAAGAGCCUCGGCCUGGCGACUCUCAAACGGAGGUUCAUCAAAAGGAGGAAGUCCAGCCGCUCUGCGGAUCACGCGCGGCAGAUGCGAGAGCUGUUGUCCGGGUGGGACGUCCGUGACACCAACGCCCUGGUGGAGGAGUACGAGGGGACGGCGGCCCUCAAGGAGCUGAGCUUCCAGGCCAGCCUGGCUCGCGCGGAGGCUCCCAGCCUGCAGCGGGAUCUGGCUGCCCUCUACCAGCACAAGUACUGCACCGACGUGGACCUCAUCUUCCAAGGUACUUGCUUCCCAGCGCACCGGGCCAUCCUGGCUGCCCGCUGCCCCUUUUUCAAGACCUUGCUGUCCUCGUCCCCCGGUUACGGAGCCGAGGUCCUCAUGGACAUCGAGACGGCCGGCAUCGACGUGCCCAUGUUCUCUGCCCUGCUUCACUACUUGUACACCGGGGAGUUCGGCGUGGGCGGAGCGGAGGAUAGCAGGCUGCAGAAUGUGGAUGUGCUGGUGCAGCUAAGCGAAGAGUUUGGGACGCCGAACUCCCUGGAGGCGGAUAUGAAGGGUUUGUUCGACUACAUGUGCUACUACGACGCUCUGCUCAGCUUCUCUUCUGAUUCCGAGAUGAUCGAGAGCUGCAAUGAGCGAGGGGCUGUUGCUGCGGCACCGACAGCGGGCUCGGGAGGCAGCGGGGGCCCGGGGACCCCGGACGAGGACCUCAGGGCUCACAAGGCCAUUCUCUCAGCGCGCUCCCCUUUCUUUCGGAACCUUUUGCAGAGACGCAUUCGCACGGGAGAGGAAAUGACAGAGCGCACGUUGCAGACACCCACCCGCAUCGUGUUGGAUGAGUCCAUCAUCCCGCGGAAAUACGUGCAGGUCAUCCUGCACUGCAUGUACACGGAUGUGGUCGAGCUCGGGCUGGUGCUACGGGGCAGCCCCUCGGCGGGCAGCCUCGGCGAAGUGCAAGCCCUCGUGUCCGGAGGCCGCGGGGCCAGCACGCGUACCGAGGAGGCCAUGGAGCUGUACCAUAUUGCUCUGUUCUUGGAGUUCAGCAUGCUGGCUCAAGGCUGCGAAGACAUUGUCGUGGAAAGCUUGUCUCUGGACUCGCUUGUCCCCAUUCUGAAGUGGAGCUCCCAGCCGUACGGCUCCAAGUGGGUCCACAGGCAGGCCAUGCACUUCCUCUGCGAGGAGUUCAGUCAGGUCGUCACCUCGGACGUUCUCUACGAGCUCAGCAAAGAACACCUUCUCAGCGCAAUUCAGUCUGACUACCUACAGGCGAGUGAACAGGACAUUCUCAAGUAUGUUGUUAAGUGGGGCGAGCAGCAGCUUAUUAAGAGGAUGGCAGACAGGGAGCCGAACCUGCUGAGUGGCACAGCCCACAGCGUAAACAAGAGGGGAGUGAAACGGAGAGACCUGGACGUGGAGGAGCUGAAGGAGAUUCUGUCCCCCCUCCUGCCCUUCAUCCGAACCGAGCACAUCUUGCCUCCCAACAGCGAUGUCCUCGCUGAUGCGCUUAAAAGGGGUUUGAUAAGCACCCCCCCUUCAGACAUGCUGCCCACAGCCGAGGGGGGAAAAGCCAACGCCUGGUUACGUCAGAAGAACGCGGGGAUCUACGUGCGUCCUCGACUCUUCUCUCCCUACGUGGAGGAGGCCAAGUCUGUGCUCGAUGAAAUGAUGGUGGAGCAGACAGACCUGGUGCGUUUGCGACUAGUUCGCAUGUCCAACGUCCCGGACACGCUCUAUAUGGUCAACAACGCCGUGCCUCAGUGCUGUCACAUGAUCAACCACCAGCAAAUAGCAAGCAACUCGCAGCCCACAGCUCCAUCCGUUGUGGCAAAUGAAAUCCCAGUGCCCCAGCUGACUGUGGUGAAGGAGAUGGUCCGCAGGCUGCAUGAACUGAGACACACAGAGCAGGUCCAGAGAGCGUAUGCCCUCAACUGUGGUGAAGGAGCCACUGUCAGCUAUGAGCUGCAGCUGCGGGUGCUGAGGGAGUUUGGUCUGGCAGACGGAGCCACUGAACUUCUGCAGAAUCCGUACAAGUUCUUCCCUGACGAACGGUUUGGAGACGAGAGUCCGAUUCUGGCCCUCCGCCAAGUGGGCCGUUGUCGGGUAAACAGCAGCCCAGCCAUGGAUAGCAUGUUCACUGAGCUGGAAGGAGUUGCAGGCUUCCACCCUCCCCUGCCUCCCCCGCCUCCCCCGUACCACCCCCCUACCACGCCCAGUCAUGCCCAGCUCAAGGGCGCCUGGCGACCUCGCGUACCCCUGCCCACCCCCACCCGCUCCUUCUCCUACCCCUGCAACCGCACCCUCAUCCAGCGCCAUGCGGGCACCAAGCAUGGCAGCUCAGACUACUCGUCUGUGCCCAGGCCCCAGCCUCCAGACUGCACCAACCCGCAGGCCAUGGGCCGAGCUUUGCUUUCAGACCAGCAAGCGAUGAAUAUGGAACCUGUUCGGAGGGAGUUCAUGCCUGAUAUCGCGCUGGGUGUCUCAGUCAUGUCCCUGAGGGAGCAGCACAUGGCAGAGAUGGACAGGGAUGGUCCUCACAGCCCCAUGGGCCCCUCAGGCCACCAUCUGCCACACGGGCCCUGCCAUUCAGUACGCCUCAGCCACGGCCAUGGCCCCGGACACGGCCACUCCUGCAAGAGACACGCUCCUGAACCCAAACUGGAGGCUCAAGCCGAGUUCCCUGACCUCUACGACUUCUCCUGUCGACCCGCAACCCCGACCUCCACUCACCCUCUGCCCUCCUUUGCAGGACCAGACUUGUACAGCCACAGCUGCGCACCCUCCAGCUCCUAUCCUCCCCCUUACGUUUCUGACUCUCAGUCCCAGGGCCACACGCAGGGACGGACCGCCCCGGACCCAUUACGGCUGGAUGUCCUCAGCAUAACCUCUCAGAGGCACGACGGAGUCCUUGCCAGCCCGUCUGGGGCCCACGCAAGGAUGGGACAUAUCCCAAAGGGGCGAUCCAAUGAGACAGACUUGACUCAUGGCUUAGGCCAUUUACGGUCCCCCAGUGGAAACAUGGACAGCUAUGAGGAGAGGCACAUAGGACCUAGAGACGGCCCGGAGGACAUGGUUCUAGCCGGAGAUUCAUCGGGCCCGGGGUCCCUCCAGCAGCCUCACAGAAACAGUGUUGGUGAGGAGAUUGUCAGAGACCGCAGGUCACCCAGCAAGCCUGACUACCCUUAUAAGAAAUCUGCACUUUAACCCCACUUCAGGACCAGGGGUUGAGUUGAGAAAAGGGAAAAAGUGAUGAGUGGCUGUCCGUCAUUAUGGAUGGCAAAGCACUAAAAGUGUGCCUGCAUGUAUGCGUGUGUGAUUGAGGGGAGGAGGGGAAAGGGGUGGUCGAUGGUCACUAUUUAUAGAAUCUGUCCUUUUGUCCUACCUCUAUCGCACUGUGCUAUCCAUCACACAGUAAGAGUAUGGAACAGAGUAAGAGCUGUAGGUUAGCCGUCGAUGCAAGUCCACCUAGUCCUGCUGGUCUAGGGGAUUACAUCGGCCCUCGUGGGAUGAUCUGGCCUCUUGAGUUUUAUUGUUAAGCCCUAUGAAUGCUGUGUGAGGAGGUGUCAAUAGUAGAUGAAGCUGUUACGAACUGAACAAAGAUUAUGUUGGUCUGCUCUGUCCCUGGCACAGAAUAGGCAGAUCAUUGGAUAAGGAUCUCAGUUUACACAAGUGAACAAUGGCACAAUGUCUGGGACAGAGUAUUGUGAUAACAUCGCAUGUAAAUAUGUCUGGUUGUAUUCUUUUCCUCCCAUGACUUGCAUUUCCAUUUCUUCCUAUAGCAUGCCUUCAGUAACCCACCUGACUACAUUUCCCCUCCUGGCCCUCUUUCUGCUCUGCUGAUGAGUAAUGGGCCAAGACUUGGUCACACAAAAAGCAGGAAUCGGAUCUGACAGGAAGUAGGUCAUCAGAGCUCAUCAUUCUCAAGUAACCGAGUCUGAUAAUUGUGGCAGGCGUUAACCAUCGCGGCCUCCCUGUCUAGCUGAGGGGUUUUUCAGCCAGACCGGGCGGCACGUGGGCAGGAGGAUCACAGGUGGGUUCAUUACUGAGAUACAGCGGAAAAUAUGGGGGUGCCAUGGCAACUGACAUACAGUGAUCAAACAGGAGGGUUUGGGGGGUCGGCUGGAUUUGCAGCCGGAGCAGGUGUGUGAGCGUGAGUCUGUGCGCGAGGAUAACUUUGGUACACGCAGGUGUUAGACAAUCUCAGUACUGUACACACCCUUCUUUGGUCAGGUCUGUUUGUACAUAUCAGAGUGUGAGGGGGUUAUUAGUGGUCAGCGUGUUUGAGGUCCCUCUCAUUCUGUUCACCAUUUAAGUAAUCAAAGCUAAAGCCUUAACAAGUGCUUUGAAUAUUCAGUUGUAGCUAUUCAAUUAAGUAUGAUGUCAUUAUAUUGCAACCCCUGCUUAUUUGACUGUUCUCUUCACUACAGACACAUACACUGCAGUUUUUUCUUACGGUAGAGGUGGAUUUCACUAACCCCAAAUGCUAAACCAUGUAUAUACAUCCGGCCUCCAUCUCACCACCUCAUGGGAGAUCGCGGAUGUGCAUAGCCAGUGUUGAUACUGUUGAAUAUACUGUUAAAGAGCCGCAGCAGCUGUAGCUCCACAACCCUGCAAGUACACGCAUAAAAAAAGUCUGUUACAGCCAGAAGCUGGCAUGCAACCUCACGUAUGAGUAUCAUUGCACUGUAGGAGCCAUCUGUUUGUUAGCAGAAGGGAAAAAGAAAAAAAAAAGAACAAAUGAAUCUCGAACAAAAGGAAUCUUUCAUUGAAGAAAAGUUGGCGAUUGCUGGCUCAUAUCUCCAAUAGAAAUUGUAUAUAAUGAAUUGAGUUCCACGCGUUCUGGUCGAAUUUUUAAUGGUUUCUAUCACAUUUUAGUGGUUGUUGAAGGUCCGUGUUUUUACUGUAGUGGACGACACUGUGUACUUGUCUUUGUCAUGAAAUCUCACUAAGAAUGUGUGGUAUAAAACUUCAAGAUUGUGUCUCGAAAUCCAUUUUGUUCUUAAAUGUCUCGCAUUUAGGGCAGUUUGUUCAAUAUUGUAGGUGGCGUGAAUAACCAUGUUUGUUGAGAUGUCUCCCCCCACCCACCCCCCCCCCCUUUUUUUUUUUUUACUUUAAAAGUAACAGGAAUAUGUAGAGCAUUGAAGAUACUAGCUCUCUGCUUAGCUGUGAUGGAGAUGCCAAGCAGAAAAAUAAUUUUUCCGUCAUGGUUGCUUCAUGGGGAAAAAAUGCAAAACUCCAGAUUCUUCCCCAUGUUCAUGUUGGGUAGUUGUUUUAUUUUCCAGGACAAUGUUCCAUUGAGUAAAAGUCCUUGUUUUGCUCUUUGCUGUAGAGAAGUCAGUGCCUUCCCCUGCCUGCGGCUGGGCUUUUAUUGGAGAAGUGACUUUGAUGUCUAUGCAAGCUCUUUUCUACCAGCUUACCAGCCUGCAUCAAAUAGGUCUUUAAAAUCUCAUGUAGCUUGUUUUGUGUACAUAGUGUUAUUUAGCACCUUUUGAAAUUCAACCAUCUGAAAUGUGUGAUUGCUUGUGUUGAAUUGUAACAGGUACAUUGUACUUGUAUGGUAUCAUAGAAACCAUGUUUGUAGAUUGAUAUUAAGUUGCAUUUAGUUUCACUGAAUCUAUUUUUCUACUGUCACCUCAGAAGGUGCGUAACAGUGGUUCAACUUGGGCAUCCUCAAAAUAAAUUGGUUUGAUAUUAUGAA
Molecule: messenger RNA, 6252 nt
Organism: Mugil cephalus (flathead mullet)
Lineage: Eukaryota; Metazoa; Chordata; Actinopteri; Mugiliformes; Mugilidae
Gene: btbd7
Product: BTB (POZ) domain containing 7
Exons: 12
Coding region: 390-3758 (1122 amino acids)
Biological process (GO): morphogenesis of a branching epithelium
Molecular function (GO): protein binding
Source: RefSeq, a predicted model, not a curated record